AGCCAUUUAUUUCCAAAUGCAGAAGAAGCAACUCUCUUCUUGGGGACAUUGGACACUAUCUUUUUGUUUUCCUAUGCUAUGGGUCUCUUUGUCAGUGGCAUAGUUGGAGAUCGCCUGAAUUUACGCUGGGUUUUGUCUUUUGGCAUGUGUUCCUCUGCUCUGGUGGUAUUCUUCUUUGGCACACUGACAGAAUGGUUACAUUUCUACAACAAGUGGUUCUACUGCUGUCUCUGGGUUGUGAAUGGCUUGCUGCAGUCUACUGGCUGGCCCUGUGUGGUUGCUGUCAUGGGCAAUUGGUUUGGAAAAGCUGGGAGAGGUUUUGUGUUUGGACUCUGGAGCGCCUGUGCAUCUGUGGGAAAUAUCCUCGGGGCAUUCCUUGCCUCCUGUGUUCUCAAAUACGGUUAUGAGUAUGCUUUCUUGGUGACUGCCUCAGUACAGUUUGCUGGAGGAGUCAUUGUCUUCUUUGGGCUUGUGACAUCACCAAAGGAAGUGGGCCUCCCUGAGCUUGGAGCAGAUGAAGACGACAGUGUGGAGGAAGAUGCCAACAGACCUUUAAUGGGCAAUGACGAUGCAGAUGAUGAUGACCGGAAUUACUCUAUUCAAGCAACUGAUACUGACAACCAGCCAAAGGCCAUUGGCUUUUUCCAGGCUUGUUGCCUUCCGGGUGUAGUACUGUACUCUUUGGCCUAUGCCUGCUUGAAACUGGUGAAUUACUCAUUCUUCUUCUGGCUGCCCUUCUACCUCAGCAACAACUUUGGAUGGAAAGAAGCAGAAGCUGACCAGCUGUCCAUCUGGUAUGAUGUGGGAGGAAUCAUAGGUGGGACUAUCCAGGGCUUGAUUUCUGAUGUGCUACAGAAGAGAGCCCCAGUGCUAGCAAUUAGCCUGCUCUUUGCUGUAGGCUCUCUUUUUGGAUACAGCCGUUCUCCAAACAGCAAACCUAUCAAUGCUGUGAUCAUGGCAAUUACAGGAUUUUUCAUUGGAGGCCCUUCUAACAUGAUCAGUUCUGCAAUUUCUGCUGACCUGGGGCGCCAGGAUCUGGUGAAAGGCAACAGCGAGGCUCUGGCAACAGUCACGGGAAUUGUUGAUGGAACUGGCAGUAUUGGUGCCGCAGUGGGCCAGUAUCUAGUGUCUUUGAUCCAGGAGAACCUGGGAUGGAUGUGGGUUUUCUAUUUCUUUAUUCUCAUGACGAGUUCAACAAUCCUGUUCAUUUCACCAUUAAUAGUGAGGGAGAUCAGAUUGCUUCUGCAUGAAUGGCGUCUGUGAAUGCUGGCUGAGUGACUUCUCCUUGCCUCUGGAAGGACUGUUGUAUGGAUCUGACAGCUGGGACACUAAUCAAAACUCUGGGAGACUUGUUUCUUACAUCUUCCGGGAUUGGACUAAUUCC
Molecule: messenger RNA, 1384 nt
Organism: Cariama cristata (Red-legged seriema)
Lineage: Eukaryota; Metazoa; Chordata; Aves; Cariamiformes; Cariamidae
Gene: SLC37A3
Product: solute carrier family 37, member 3
Exons: 12
Coding region: 79-1263 (394 amino acids)
Biological process (GO): transmembrane transport
Cellular component (GO): endoplasmic reticulum membrane
Molecular function (GO): transmembrane transporter activity
Source: RefSeq, a predicted model, not a curated record